AUGUCGCACGGUUGCAUCGGCAUUAACUACCGACUCAUAUCAUUUGUUUUGACAAAUUCUUUUCCAACAACCUAUAACCCCAGUAUGAGUGAGUCAAAACCCAGUCCGACCGUGCAGCUUUCGCGAUGGGUAUCACAGCUGAAGCUGGACGAUAUACCGGAGCAAGUGCGCACUCGAGCAAAAUACCUCAUUCUCGACGGAAUUGCAUGCGCUUUUGUCGGAUCUCACCUGCCUUGGUCCGAGACAGCAGCACACGCGAUCUUCAAACUGGAGCCAACGCAGGGAGACGCGUCACUGGUCGGAUGGGGAGGACGAAAGGCUACUGCUCUCAGCGCCGCACUUCUCAACGGAACCUUUAUUCAGGGCUUUGAGCUGGAUGACUGGCACAGCGAAGCUCCCCUUCACUCCAACAGCAUUAUUUUGCCAGCUCUGAUUGCAGCUGCACAGAACUCUCACUCGACAACUUCCGGCAAAGACUUUUUGCUCGCGACUAUUGCGGGCUAUGAGAUAGGGCCACGUGUAGGACGUGCUCUCUGGGGCACACACGUUCUCUCGUCAGGCUGGCAUUCUGGAGCAGUCUUUGGCCCUGCUGCUGCCGCCUCCAGUGUCAGCAAGCUUUACGGUUUCAGCGCAGACAAGAUCGAAGAUGCCUUCGGGAUAGCGUGUACCCAAGCUUGCGGACUCAUGUCUGCACAGUUCGAAAGCGACGUUAAGCGUAUGCACCACGGGAUCGCGGCGCGGAACGGUCUUAUGGCUGCCGUCCUAGCACGAGACGGCUACGUGGGCAUCAAGAAGGUUUUCGAGCGCGAAUACGGGGGAUUCUUAAAACAGUUCAGUUCUGGAAACGGAAGAGAGCCUCAAUAUCGAUUGGAUGAGUUGACCAGCGAGCUCGGAACAAAGUGGCAGACGAAUGGUAUUCGAAUCAAGCCAUAUGCUGCCAUGGCUGGUACACAUCCUAGCAUUGAUUGCAUCCGCCGUCUACAAGAACAGAAUCCUGAAAGGAUGAACAAGUUCGACGAGAUAACCAAGAUCGAAAUCCUUCUAGGCGAAGCUGCGUUUCAUCACGGAGGCUGGAAAGCUAAAAAACCUCUCACAGCAACUGGUGCCCAGAUGAGCAACUCAUUCACUACCGCAUUGCAGAUUGUUCAUCGACAAGUCUUGAUGGCACAAUUUACUUCCAACAUGCUUAAUGAUGAACGUGUCUGGAGACUUGUUCACAUGACUGAGUGUAAAUUGUAUAUUACUGACGGCGACUCGAUCGGCUGUCAAGAAGUACGAAUUGAGUUCCAAGACGGGACCGCCCUGCAUCACGCGGUGCAGAAUGCGUAUGGCGUCGACCCGCCCCUAUCUAAUGAAGACAUAGUGGGUAAAUGGAGAGAUCUAACCAAAGGUAUUGUUGAGAAUAAAGUACUGGACAAGAUUGAAGAGAUAGUGCUUUCUUUGGAGGAAUUGGAUGAUCUUUCAACACUUUGUGAUCUGCUUGGUCAAAUCGCGAAAAGUCCGCUAGCUGAAUAA
This is a messenger RNA of Fusarium graminearum PH-1, 1515 nucleotides long. RefSeq lists its product as uncharacterized. The transcript is spliced from 3 exons. Gene Ontology annotation, molecular function: lyase activity. Bases 1 to 1515 code for a protein of 504 amino acids. The record is from RefSeq and is a predicted model, not a curated record. NCBI's taxonomy places the organism in Eukaryota, Fungi, Ascomycota, Sordariomycetes, Hypocreales, Nectriaceae.